CAUCAAUUAAUAAAACAUGGAGGUUUUUGAUGGUGCAGCACUGGCAGAACAAAUGGGAAUUGGCCAGGCUGAGUUUAUGGAGAUAUGGCACAGGGAAGAAUCUCUAAAGCUGAUGAAUCAAGGUGUUUUGAAUCUAGGAAACACAGCUUACAAGGAUCUUCAUACCCAGCCAGAAAAGAAUGGGAUAAUGGCAGUUUUGGAGCAUCAUUCAUGGGAGUUAUGCCACCUAAAUGUUUUGAUUCAAGAGCUCAAGUACAAUUCUGUCUGUCAAAAGUCAGAUCAAGCAUUUGUUAAUGCAAACAUUGAACAACAAGUGCAGCACCACUCUCAGGAGCUUCAUGUUCUAAAGGCUGAAGUUGACAACAUAAAAAGCAGCAUUACUUCCCUUAGGCGAGAGGUCUUCAGUCAGCUGGAAAAAGUGUUUAAAAAACUCAAGGAAAGUGAGCUGUCCACUAAAGAGACAGUUAAGCCUAACCAAGCCCCAAGUCUACCAGUGAAAGAUAACCAAAUGACAGCCUCAUCAGUAGUUAGCAAUAAUGGAAGAGCUCAAGUGAGUCAGGAAGUUAAACGUUCUUCCUUAUCAUCAUCACAUAGCACAGAUGACGACAGUUCAAUGGUUUCAGUCAACUCCUUCUCUCUACCUCUACCUGGUACUGGAAGUGAAAACUUUGCUGUUUCAAGGACAAACAAUUUAUCAUUUGAAAAAAGUGACAUCAAUGCUACAAAUGAUUCUAAUAAUAAAGUGAACUCUCAGCACACAGUUUUGAUAGCAAACUCCCAAGUUAUCCAAAAAGUUACUCCUAAAUGCCUUGCUUCAAAACAAUCUAAUGAUGUCCCAUUACAGUUCAUUGGUGAUGUCAACACCAAAGCUAUGGAAAGUUGUGCCACAAAAGAGAUUAUCACACCACAGUUUGGAGCUGGCAUUUGGAAAAAAGAAACCUCCCAGCCAAAUCAAAAUGUCAAAACUAGUGAUAAAGGUUUGGCUCAUCAGGUCACUUCAGUGUCUCAGCAUGUACCUCAGCCAGUACCUCAGAAAGUGAGUUCUACUACAGCACCACAGUCUAAGCCAGCCAGUGCCUCAACCCAUUCUUCACAAUCACUAAACUCAGUAAGCACUAUAAAUGUGCCACAAUUAGCUCUUAAAUCAAGUCAUGCUACAAUAGCAUCCAACUCAGCCAGUUCCACAUCAGUGGUUCAGCCACCUGUUAAAUCAACUUAUCUUUUGAAAGCACCAAACUCAGUGCCUCAAUCAGCCAUUAAAUCCACUGAUCCUUCAACAGCACCUAAUUCAGUAACAGUGCCCCAAUCAGCUGUUAAAUCCAAUCAGCCUACAAAACCUACAAACUCCUUGCCUCAACCACUAUUCAUACCAAGCGAUGGCAUCAUCACAAAAAUACCAGAGAGCCAUUUGUUCUACAACACACAGGAAGAUUUCCUAACCCCUUACUACCUGACCAGCAAGCUCACUUGCAAAAUUCGACUUCGUCUACAACUGGAUAAAACAAGCCGACGCCUACAUGUGUACGUACACAUAUCAGCUACGCCAAAGGUGGAGUUGCCAAUUUAUUUGACAGGGACCGGCUACAUCUCAGCCAAGGUGUCAGGGGGCAGUGGCUUCUCUGAACUGUGGCAGGUGUACUCAAGGCUAUCACAGCGGCCUGAGCCAGGCAAAGAGCUGGUCACAGAGGCCCGUGUCUGUCUAAAGACAAAGAGAAACACCUACAAGAACAUUACAUUUGAUCAGCUCAUCAGUAUGGGCUAUGGCUGUGAGAGAUUUCUUGUUGUUAAAUGGGAUUUAGCUGCAAGCACAGACAUUAAUCAACAACAGUGAUUGUGCUCUAGGAUAACAUUGUACCAAGUUACCUUAGGAACCAAAUUCACAACACAAUACAAAAAUGAUUCUUUUGUAUUGUCCCCUGUAGGACUAAGCUACAGGAGAACUUGAUGACCUACAUGUCUAAACCAUGUUGUUUUAAUCUCAUGUGUUGAUGGUGAUUUACUUAAUUAAUAAAUGGCAAUGAUUUACUAUUAACUCAAACUGAUCAAAACCGAGAAUUUUAAAAAGUUAAGGAUUUGAUCAUCCAUGUUUUUUCUGAUGCAGAAAUUUGUUGAAUAUUUUGUUUUAAAUUGCUCUAAAUGAUCUUAUAAUAUUCUUGUCAUUUCCGGUGAUGUAUCAUUUUAUUAUAUUCUGUGAAUCUGUACACACAUCUUUUAAUUAUAUUUAUCCUACAAUCUUUUUCAAGCUAACAUUUACCUAUUUUGUAAGUUAAACAUGUCAUAUGAUUAUAAAACCUUUUUCUGUUAAUUGUU
This is a messenger RNA of Physella acuta, 2310 nucleotides long. RefSeq lists its product as uncharacterized. The record is from RefSeq and is a predicted model, not a curated record. NCBI's taxonomy places the organism in Eukaryota, Metazoa, Mollusca, Gastropoda, Physidae.